GACCCCGUGCACAACCUGCUACUCUAUAUAACCAGGAGACCAUCGCGCUGGAGUUUCAGAUGCGCUGUGAGCGCCAGCAGCGACAGACCUCUGGGAGGUGGAAUCGCGGCUGCGGGUCUAAGGGGCCCGGAAUUGUUUAAAGUAGAUAAAGUUCUCGCUUCCAGCGACUACCGGAACCAUGCACGGGCCGCCGGCCGGAGACAGCGCCUGUCCGCUCCGUACCAUCAAGCGGGUACAGUUCGGUGUGAUAGGCCCGGACGAGCUGAAACGGAUGUCGGUCACGGAGGGCGGAAUAAAGUAUUCGGAGACCACAGAAGGUGGUCGUCCCAAGUUGGGUGGCCUGAUGGACCCUCGGCAGGGUGUGAUUGAGCGCACUGGACGCUGUCAGACGUGUGCAGGUAACAUGACGGAGUGCCCGGGCCACUUUGGUCACAUUGAAUUGGCUAAGCCAGUCUUCCAUGUGGGAUUUCUGGUGAAGACCAUGAAGGUUCUUCGCUGUGUCUGCUUCUUCUGCUCCAAGUUACUGGUGGACGCGAACAACCCAAAAAUCAAAGACAUUCUGAUAAAAUCUAAAGGGCAGCCUAAGAAGCGCCUGACCCACGUCUAUGAACUGUGUAAGGGGAAGAACAUCUGUGAAGGGGGCGAGGAGAUGGACAACAAGUUUGGGAUGGAUCAGAAUGAAGGGGAUGAGGACAUUCAGAAGGAGAAGGGUCAUGGUGGAUGUGGUCGGUACCAGCCUAGAAUCAGACGUUCUGGACUUGAGCUCUAUGCAGAGUGGAAGCACGUGAAUGAGGACUCUCAGGAAAAGAAGAUUCUGCUGAGUCCUGAGCGGGUUCAUGAGAUAUUCAAGCGCAUCACAGAUGAGGAGUGCUUCAUCCUUGGGAUGGAGCCGCGAUAUGCUCGCCCCGAAUGGUUAAUUGUCACGGUUCUGCCGGUUCCUCCUCUGUGUGUGCGGCCUGCAGUUGUUAUGCAGGGGUCGGCAAGGAACCAGGAUGAUCUGACCCACAAACUGGCCGAUAUUGUCAAAAUCAACAACCAGCUGAGGCGGAAUGAGCAGAACGGCGCGGCCGCCCAUGUCAUUGCGGAGGAUGUCAAGCUUCUACAAUUCCAUGUUGCUACCAUGAUAGACAACGAGCUGCCUGGACUUCCUAGGGCCAUGCAGAAGUCCGGACGCCCCCUUAAGUCUCUUAAGCAGCGAUUGAAAGGGAAGGAAGGAAGAGUCCGAGGAAACUUGAUGGGGAAACGUGUAGAUUUCUCUGCUCGGACAGUUAUCACUCCAGAUCCAAACCUUUCCAUUGACCAAGUUGGAGUCCCAAGGUCGAUUGCUGCAAAUAUGACCUUUCCGGAGAUAGUUACUCCGUUCAACAUUGAUCGGCUGCAGGAGCUUGUGAGACGGGGAAACAGUCAGUAUCCUGGGGCCAAAUACAUAAUUCGAGAUAAUGGAGAUCGCAUUGACUUAAGAUUCCACCCGAAGCCCAGUGACUUGCAUUUACAGAUUGGCUAUAAGGUGGAGAGACACAUGUGUGAUGGAGACAUAGUCAUCUUUAACAGACAGCCCACGCUGCACAAAAUGUCCAUGAUGGGGCACAGAGUUCGCAUUCUGCCGUGGUCCACCUUCCGACUGAACCUCAGUGUCACCACUCCCUACAACGCUGACUUUGAUGGGGACGAGAUGAAUUUGCAUCUUCCACAGUCUCUGGAGACGCGGGCUGAGAUUCAGGAGCUCGCUAUGGUCCCUCGUAUGAUUGUCACACCGCAGUCCAACAGGCCGGUUAUGGGCAUUGUGCAGGACACGCUGACUGCGGUGCGGAAAUUCACAAAAAGAGAUGUUUUCUUGGAGAGGGGAGAAGUUAUGAAUUUGCUGAUGUUUCUCUCCACAUGGGACGGGAAGGUCCCCCAACCGGCCAUCCUGAAGCCUCGUCCUCUCUGGACAGGAAAGCAGAUUUUCUCUUUGAUCGUUCCUGGGCACAUUAAUUGUAUCCGAACUCACAGCACCCAUCCGGAUGACGAAGACAGUGGGCCCUACAAACACAUCUCCCCGGGGGACACCAAGGUCAUUGUAGAGAAUGGAGAGUUGAUUAUGGGAAUCUUGUGCAAGAAGUCGCUGGGCACGUCGGCAGGAUCGUUGGUGCACAUUUCAUACCUGGAGAUGGGUCAUGAUAUCACUCGUCUCUUCUACUCCAAUAUCCAGACCGUCAUCAAUAACUGGCUCCUUAUAGAGGGUCACACUAUUGGAAUUGGAGACUCUAUUGCUGAUGCAAAGACUUACCAGGAUAUUCAGAACACCAUCAAAAAAGCCAAGCAAGAUGUAAUCGAGGUCAUUGAAAAGGCUCAUAACAACGAGCUGGAGCCCACCCCUGGAAACACCUUGCGUCAGACAUUCGAGAACCAAGUGAACAGAAUCCUCAAUGAUGCCAGAGAUAAAACCGGCUCCUCUGCCCAGAAGUCUUUGUCAGAGUAUAACAACUUCAAGUCUAUGGUGGUGUCGGGAGCCAAGGGGUCCAAGAUCAACAUCUCCCAGGUUAUUGCUGUUGUCGGGCAGCAGAACGUUGAAGGUAAACGCAUCCCCUUUGGUUUCAAACAUCGAACGCUCCCCCACUUCAUCAAGGAUGACUAUGGCCCCGAGAGCAGAGGCUUUGUGGAGAACUCUUACCUUGCCGGCCUCACUCCCACAGAGUUCUUUUUUCACGCUAUGGGAGGGCGAGAGGGUCUGAUUGAUACGGCUGUGAAAACUGCUGAGACUGGUUACAUCCAGAGACGUUUGAUUAAGUCUAUGGAGUCUGUGAUGGUGAAGUAUGAUGCCACAGUACGUAAUUCCAUAAAUCAGGUGGUACAGCUGAGGUAUGGCGAGGACGGCUUGGCUGGAGAAGGGGUAGAGUUCCAGAAUCUGGCCACUUUGAAACCAUCGAACAAAGCCUUUGAGAAAAAGUUUAAGUUUGACUACGCCAACGAGCGAGCUCUGAGAAGAACUCUACAGGAGGAUGUUGUGAAGGAUAUCCUCUCCAAUGCGCACAUUCAGAAUGAGCUGGAGAAGGAGUUUGAGAAGAUGAAGGAAGACCGAGAGGUUCUGAGAGUCAUUUUCCCCACCGGUGACAGUAAGGUGGUUCUGCCGUGUAACCUCCUCCGGAUGAUCUGGAAUGCACAGAAGAUAUUCCACAUUAACACCCGCAUGCCCUCAGAUCUGCAUCCCAUUAAAGUGGUUGACGGUGCCAAGGAGCUCAGUAAAAAGCUGGUGAUUGUCAACGGAGACGAUCCUUUGAGUCGCCAAGCGCAGGAGAAUGCCACCCUCUUGUUCAACAUCCACCUGCGCUCAACCCUGUGCAGCCGGAGGAUGGUGGAGGAAUUCAGGCUCAGUUCUGAGGCGUUUGACUGGCUGCUAGGAGAAAUCGAGUCCAAAUUCAACCAGGCUAUUGCUCACCCGGGAGAGAUGGUUGGAGCACUGGCCGCUCAGUCUCUUGGAGAGCCAGCCACGCAGAUGACCUUGAACACUUUCCACUAUGCUGGUGUCUCAGCUAAGAAUGUCACUCUGGGAGUCCCUCGUCUAAAGGAGUUGAUCAACAUUUCCAAGAAACCAAAGACUCCUUCACUGACUGUCUUCUUGCUGGGACAGUCUGCUCGAGAUGCUGAAAGGGCAAAGGAUAUUUUGUGCCGCUUGGAACACACAACACUGCGGAAAGUUACAGCCAACACGGCGAUUUACUAUGACCCCAACCCCCAGAAUACUGUGGUGGCAGAAGACCAGGAGUGGGUGAACGUCUACUACGAGAUGCCAGACUUUGAUGUCACCAGAAUUUCCCCAUGGCUGCUUCGUGUAGAACUUGACCGUAAACACAUGACUGAUAGGAAACUGACCAUGGAGCAGAUAGCAGAGAAGAUCAACGCUGGCUUUGGAGAUGAUCUGAACUGCAUAUUUAAUGACGAUAAUGCUGAGAAGCUGGUUCUGAGAAUACGCAUCAUGAACAGUGAGGAGAACAAAAUGCAAGAGGAAGAAGAGGUGGUUGACAAAAUGGACGAUGAUGUUUUCCUACGUUGUAUUGAGUCCAAUAUGCUAACAGACAUGACCCUGCAAGGGAUUGAGCAGAUCAGCAAGGUCUACAUGCACUUACCUCAGACAGAUAACAAAAAGAAGAUCAUUAUAACAGAGGAUGGCGAGUUCAAGGCUCUUCAGGAAUGGAUCCUUGAGACAGAUGGAGUCAGCCUGAUGCGAGUUUUGAGUGAAAAAGAUGUCGACCCUGUGAGGACUACAUCCAAUGACAUUGUAGAAAUCUUCACUGUUCUGGGGAUAGAAGCCGUCCGGAAAGCCCUGGAGAGAGAACUGUAUCACGUCAUCUCCUUUGACGGUUCUUAUGUCAACUAUCGCCACUUGGCCCUUCUGUGUGACACAAUGACCUGUAGGGGCCACUUGAUGGCGAUCACCCGUCACGGUGUUAACCGGCAGGACACUGGACCACUCAUGAAAUGUUCCUUUGAAGAAACGGUGGAUGUCCUCAUGGAGGCCGCAGCGCACGGUGAGACGGAUCCCAUGAAGGGAGUGUCUGAGAACAUCAUGCUGGGCCAGUUGGCUCCUGCUGGCACUGGCUGCUUUGAUCUCUUAUUGGAUGCAGAGAAAUGUAAAUUUGGAAUGGAAAUUCCUACAAAUAUCCCAGGACUUGGAGCUGCGGGACCAACUGGAAUGUUUUUUGGAACUGCCCCGAGCCCUAUGGGUGGAAUGUCUCCUGCUAUGACUCCAUGGAACCAAGGUGCUACCCCAGCCUACGGAGCCUGGUCCCCAAGUCUAGGAAGCGGCAUGACCCCUGGAGCUGCUGGCUUUUCUCCCAGUGCAUCCUCUGAUGCUAGUGGGUUCAGUCCAGGCUAUUCUCCUGCUUGGUCUCCUACACCAGGUUCUCCUGGCUCUCCUGGUCCCUCAAGUCCAUACAUUCCUUCUCCAGGUGGUGCCAUGUCUCCAAGUUAUUCCCCCACCUCUCCAGCUUAUGAACCAAGGAGUCCUGGAGGCUAUACGCCACAAAGUCCAAGCUACUCUCCGACUUCACCUUCUUACAGUCCAACAUCCCCUUCAUAUUCUCCCACAAGUCCUAAUUAUAGUCCCACCUCCCCAAGCUACUCUCCCACCUCCCCAAGCUACUCCCCAACAAGUCCAAGUUACUCACCAACCUCUCCCAGUUAUAGCCCAACCAGUCCCAGUUACUCUCCCACGUCUCCAAGCUACUCUCCCACAUCCCCAAGCUACUCUCCCACAUCCCCAAGCUACUCUCCUACAAGUCCCAGCUACAGUCCAACCUCUCCAAGUUACUCUCCCACUUCUCCCAGUUAUUCUCCCACAAGUCCCAGUUACUCACCCACAUCUCCCAGCUAUUCCCCUACUUCACCCUCAUACAGCCCAACGUCACCAUCUUAUUCACCUACAUCCCCAUCCUACAGCCCGACAUCUCCCUCCUAUUCACCUACUUCUCCCAACUAUUCCCCGACCUCUCCUAACUAUACCCCAACCUCACCCAGUUACAGUCCCACUUCUCCCAGCUAUAGUCCUACUUCUCCAAAUUAUAGCCCUACAAGCCCGAGUUAUUCACCCACAUCCCCCAGUUACUCUCCUUCAAGUCCGCGUUACACACCGCAGUCUCCAAGCUAUACUCCCAGCUCUCCCAGCUACAGCCCCAGUUCUCCUAGCUACUCUCCAACAAGCCCCAAAUAUACACCAACCAGCCCGUCAUACAGUCCAAGCUCUCCAGAGUACACGCCUACGUCGCCCAAGUACUCUCCUACCUCCCCCAAGUACUCGCCUACUUCGCCUAAGUACACGCCAACUUCCCCUACUUAUUCUCCAACAACCCCUAAAUACUCCCCUACAUCCCCUACCUAUUCGCCUACUUCUCCAGUGUAUACUCCUACUUCCCCCAAGUACUCUCCUACAUCGCCUACAUAUUCACCAACCUCUCCCAAGUAUUCUCCAACUUCUCCAACCUACUCGCCAACAAGCCCCAAAGGUUCCACGUAUUCUCCAACAUCACCGGGAUAUAGCCCCACAUCUCCGACUUACAGUCUGACGAGUCCGGCUAUCAGUCCAGAUGACAGCGAUGAAGAGAACUGAGCAGUCUUGUGACCUCCAUCGCUGAGCGCUCAGCGUGCGUAGUCUCACCAGCAGAAAAUCGUUAGUUGUAAGUGCGUUGCGCUAUACUUCACUGGCUUAUGUUGGGUGCGGCUCGGGGCAUGGAUUGUGGUCCGAGGCGUCCUUGUACUUCAGUAGGUUUGCUUCAGUGUAACUAAGGAUAAGUUUGAGACCUCCACCGCUUCUGUCUCAUCGCCUGCACAUAAUUUAUAGAUGAUUGACAUGAAACGUAUCCGAUUUUGUAAUUUUAAUUUGCUUUAGCUCUGAUUCUGCGCAGAUUUUUGGCAGUCAGACUUUUGCAGAGUUUUUUUGAAAUUGUUAAUAGAUGUCUGACAUAAAGUGAUGUUCUGUACUUCUAAAUAAAAAACAUUUGUUAUA
Bufo bufo (common toad) is the source of this 6481-nucleotide messenger RNA. It is a transcript of the gene POLR2A, whose product is annotated as RNA polymerase II subunit A. Gene Ontology annotation, molecular function: DNA binding. NCBI's taxonomy places the organism in Eukaryota, Metazoa, Chordata, Amphibia, Anura, Bufonidae. Gene Ontology annotation, cellular component: RNA polymerase II, core complex. The coding region runs from base 179 to 6085 and encodes 1968 amino acids. The record is from RefSeq and is a predicted model, not a curated record. The transcript is spliced from 29 exons. Gene Ontology annotation, biological process: transcription by RNA polymerase II.